Molecule: messenger RNA, 1350 nt
Organism: Fraxinus pennsylvanica
Lineage: Eukaryota; Viridiplantae; Streptophyta; Magnoliopsida; Lamiales; Oleaceae
Source: the annotation of a GenBank genome assembly
AUGGCUAAGAAACGCGCGAGAAUAACAAAUCCGGAGCCUUUCUUAGCCGAUGACUCCAAGUCAUUCUCCGCCGCCUCCUCCUCCAAAAAACGCUCCAAGCCACCCAAGCCCCACCAGCUUGAGGAGAAGCUAGUGCCCUCCGGCAUGAGCUCGAAGAUUUUGAAGGAAGCCUUGUCUCAGCAGAAGGAAAUUCAAGAGGAAGAGGAGAAGAAGAACCCUACUGGUUUGGUAUUUUCCGAAGAGCAUGGAAUUAAAGACAAUGAUUAUGAAGAAGAAGAUCUUGAUGACUUCGGAGGAUUUUCCGAGACGCAGAGUCAAUUUGGACAAUGGGAUUUUGAGGAUCAAAUUGACGAGGAGGAUGAGAAGCUUCUGGAGGCCUUCUUGUCUAAGGACCAUCGCCCUCAGCGCACGUUGGCUGACGUUAUUCUUGAGAAGAUCAAAGAAAAAGAUUCCCAAGUUUCUACAGGGCAGCAGCCUCUACCCAAAUUGGAUGACUCCAUCAUAGAGUUGUAUAAGGGAGUUGGCAAGCUACUUAACAAAUACACUUUUGGCAAGAUGCCGAAAGCUUUCAAACACAUAUCUUCUCUACAACUCUGGGAGGAAGUCUUGUACCUGACUGAACCUGAGAAAUGGUCUGCAAACGCAAUGUAUCAAGCCACAAGAAUAUUUGCUUCUAAUUUGGGUGUCAAGAAGGUUGAACGCUUCUACAAACUUGUCUUACUACCACGUGUCAGAGAAGACAUCCGGAAGAAUAAGAGGCUGCAUUUUGCCUUGUAUCAAUCUUUGAAAAAGGCUCUGUACAAACCAGCUGCCUUCAAUAAGGGAAUUUUAUUUCCUUUGUGUGAGUCAAGAACUUGCAAUUUGAGGGAGGCUGUCAUUAUUGGGAGCAUUAUUCAGAAGGUUUCCAUUCCUCCUCUUCAUUCCAGUGUUGCCCUACUGAAGCUUGCAGAGAUGGAGUAUUAUGGCACUACAAGUUAUUUUAUAAAGUUACUGAUUGAGAAGAAAUAUGCAUUACCAUAUCGUGUAUUGGAUGCCCUGGUUACUCAUUUUAUGAGAUUCUACGAGGACUCCAGAAUAAUGCCUGUGAUCUGGCAUCAGUCACUUCUUGCAUUUGCCCAAAGGUACAAAAACGAGUUGACAAAGGAGGAUAAAGCUAAUCUCAACACCCUAGUCGAAAGGCAAAGACAUAAAUUAGUUACUCCUGAAAUAUUACGGGAAUUAAAUAACAGCCGCAACCGUGGAGAGAAGGAUGAUGACCUUAUGUCGAUGUCGAUUCCAAUUUCUGUGGUUAACAAAACAAUACAAGAAGAUAGGUUUGACAUCCCGGAUGUACCUAUGGAGGAAGACUAA